Messenger RNA from Hyla sarda, 4776 nucleotides. RefSeq names its product PNN interacting serine and arginine rich protein (gene PNISR). Gene Ontology annotation, molecular function: RNA binding. Bases 236 to 2665 code for a protein of 809 amino acids. The record is from RefSeq and is a predicted model, not a curated record. Lineage: Eukaryota; Metazoa; Chordata; Amphibia; Anura; Hylidae. Gene Ontology annotation, cellular component: presynaptic active zone; nuclear speck. The transcript has 12 exons.
CAUGCGCAGACAGUGGCCGCCUCUCCUCCACUCCUCACUGCUGAUCACUUCCGCUCUCCGAACCAACAGCGCCAUAUUGUGUGGCAGGAGAGCUCGGCCGCCAUACAAGGACCCGGCGCUAUCGGAAGAGGGGCGGUUAGCACGCGUCAGCAAUCGGAUUGCCCUCGGAAAGGGUUAAUAUAGAAAUCUAGCGUACGCUGCAUGUAAGUGGUGACUUGCUGACUACGUGGCAACCAUGUGGGAUCAGGGUGGACAGCCUUGGCAGCAAUGGCCAUUAAACCAGCAGCAGUGGAUGGAAUCAUUCCAGCACCAGCAAGAUCCCAGUAAGUGUUCAGACCCCACCGCAAGUCAGAUCGAUUGGGCAGCUUUAGCCCAGGCAUGGAUUGCACAGCGUGAGGCUACAGUGCAAGGAGGAGUGGAACAGCAAGGGAUGAUGUCUAAUGGACAGGAUCUGCCGCCAGUUCCACAGAUAGAACCUGCCCCCAACAACCAUAACUUUCAGGGUGACCCCAGUUUUAAUCGAAUGUGGCAGCCAGAUUGGGGUGGAAUGCCGCACCAGCCACCACCUCACCAUCCUCCCCCUGAGCAACCUUGGAUCCCCCCAGCCCCUGCACCAAUGGAUAUUGUACCCCCAUCUGAAGACAGCAAUAGCCAGGAUAGUGGAGAUUUUAAUGACAACAGGCACAUGUUCAACCAAAAUAAUCACGGGUUCAGUGGACCUCCUGAAAACUUUCCCAUGGCACCAGUAACGCAGUACGAUUACCAGCAUGGUUCUGGAGGAUAUGGACCUCCUCAAGGCAGCUUUCAUCCUCCGUAUUGGCAGCAAGGGCCACCUGGACCUCCAGGUCCGCCUGCACCACCUCCUAAUAGAAGAGAAAGGCAGUCUUUCAGGGAAAGACAGCGUUCACCUAUACCGAUACCACCAAAGCAAGAGCCUUUACAGAUUGAUGCUGUUAAACGCAGGACUUUACCUGCAUGGAUUCGUGAGGGUUUAGAGAAAAUGGAGAGAGAGAAGCAAAAGAAGUUGGAACGUGAGAGAAUGGAGCAGCAGCGUUCACAAAUGAAAAAGGAAAUAAAGAACCAAAAAACUGAAGAGGGGGGUGAUGGUCCACGUUUGCCGCAAAAAAGCAAGUUUGACAGUGAGGAAGAGGAAGAGGAUGAUGACCAUGAACAGGAAGAGGACAAAGCUAGUCCACAUGGCAGCCGCAGUCCUUCUCCACCUGUGCAGGAAGAGAAUAGCGAGCCAGAAAUAACUGAAGAAGAGAGGGCCUAUCAAUUGAUGCUAAUGACAAAAAUGCUGCUGACAGAAAUUCUUUUGGAUGUCACAAAUGAAGAGAUUUACAGCGUGGCCAAAGAGACUCAUCGUAAAGCAACUAAAGCUCCUGCAAAGCAGCUGGCACAGUCCAGUGCACUGGCUUCCCUUACUGGACUUGGUGGACUGGGUGGUUACGGGUCAGCGGAGAGUGAAGAUGAGAAAAGCGACAGAGGCUCAGAAUCUUCUGAUACUGAUGAAGAGGAACUCCAACACAGGAUACGACAAAAGUUGGAAGCAUUUAAGCAAAAGGAAAAAGAGCAACAGUUACUUGAGAGACAACUUGAAGAGGAGAAACAUAAAACAGAGGCACAUGAUAAUGAAGCAAAUGAGCCUGUUACAGAUCUUCCAAACAAUUUAGAAGUACAUGAAAAAAGAAAAUUUGAGGCAGAUUUGGAGGUUGAUAAGAAAAAAGUGAAUAGUGAGACAUUACCUUUAGCUGAUGUCAGCAAAGAACCUAAGGAAAGAACAGUUGCUAGUAAGUCCAGAAGCUCAAGCAGUAGCAGCAGCAGUAGUAGCAGUAGUAAAGACCGCAGCAGUAGUAGCAGCAGCAGUAGUGUGUAUAGCUCUAGUUCUUCAAGCAGUCUGAGUUCAUCUCCCUCUUUACCGAAGAGGAAAAAGAGACGGAGUCAUAGUAUGUCACCAUCACGUAAAAACAGACGUAGCAGAAGUAGGAGUACAACACGGAAGAGUCGGAGGGAAAGGAGUAGAAGCAGGGAAAAAAUUAGUGAACGUAGAAGGUCUAGUAAGAAUAGUAUUGAAAGGGAGUGGCGUAGAGAUGAUAGCCGCAGCAGAGAGAAAAGGGCAAAUCACUCCAGGGACAGACAUGGUCGUAGUAGAAGCAGAGAAAGACGUAAAAGUGAUGCUCAUCGUAGGAGCUCUAGCAGGAACAGACACAAGCAUAGGGGCAAUAGUCGAGAAAGGGAGAAGGCAAGGAGCAGAAGUGUUGAGUUGGAUAGGAAGAGAAGGGAGUCAGAAAAAGACAGGAAGAAGGAGAAGCUAAAGAGGGAAGAUAAAUCUAAAUAUACAGUUCAAGAUGAUGAAAAAGUUAAAAGUAGGAGAGAGAGUGAAAGGACAUUAUCCCGCAGUGAGUCUUCCUCCUCAAAGGUGUCUCGGCAGGAUUCUAGGCAAGAUGGUAAAAAAGGCUCUACCAAGGAAAGUAAGAAACGGGCAUCUUCUAGUGGAAGAAGCAGUUCAGAAUCUCCUGUUUACAAGGAUAAAAAAUCUAAGAAACUGAAACGUAGCCGGUCCCGAUCUGUGGAGAAACCUCAAAGGUCUGGUAAGAAGGCAAGCCGCAAACACAAGUCUAAGACCCGAUCAAGAUCAUCUACUCCUGUUCGUCGUAAACGCUGAUGGCUCACAGACCAUGACAUUAAUUUUUAAAAAUUCCAUGAGUUUUAAAGGCUUGUCUCAUUCUAGAGGCACAUUACGGCUACGUAGGUGUGAAAAAUGUAUUCUUUCUCCUUUUCCAUUUCCUUAUUCUCUACUUUUUAAAUAUGUAUAUAUAUUUUCCAUUUUCUUGCUCCUGGAAGUAAAAGAAAUACUAAAACUUUGUAUGGCAUAUUUUCAACAUACUAGGAAUGGGUAUUUUAUUUUUAGCUGUAAUGUUCUCAAAACAGUUAACUGUCCUGUGAUGUUAAUAAAGCACUGUGCUUUUUUUUUUGUUAAGUUGCCAUUACCGUUUUGUAGGUUAUGCUCUACGUGCAACAAUUUUAAGGUUUGUUCGUACACAAUAGGUUAAGUUCCACUAAUUGUGUACUUGCACAUAAGAGUAAUUAGGUGUGUUACACAGUUAGUUAAGCUGACUGCCUUAUAUUGUAAAUGGCUGGAAAUAAAAUCUAAGGCUAGGUUUCCACCCAGGUUUUCGUCAGGCGUGUUUUUUUUAUUUUUUAAACCUCUGCUGCAGUCUUUUUAGCCAAAGCCAGAAGUGUAUUCAAAAGGCAUAGGAAAUAUAAAUGACGGACUUAUAAUUCUCCUUUUUGCUGGAUCCACUUCUGACUUUGCCUGAAAAAUUGCAGUGGCUUUUUUUCCAAAAAUGCCAGAAUAAAGCCUGUGUGGACACCUAGCAUAAAGCUAGUUUCACAUACGCAUAAUAAAGGAAUAUUUUUGCACCAUUAUGGCAGAAUGUCCCAACCAUAAGUCUAAUGACCUGAACUGACAGCUUCUUCUACGUACAAUAUGCUGUUUGGCUGGGACAUUGAAGUGUCUGUAUUACACAUGUGAGUUUAGUCUUACAGAAGUACUGUGGUGCCAUACAACUUAUCCCCUAAAUGAAAGAAAGGGCAACGGCCCCCCUUUUAAAGGGAAACUGUCACAUGGAAAAAUGCUGUUUCAUAUUGAUAGUAGCACAAAAAAUACCUUUUGUGUAUGGCUGUAGCUUCUAUACAUUUGUUCAGUCAAUUGAAGAGUCUAAAGAACAUCUGAUUAACAGGCAGGGCUGACUAAGCUCUUCUGAAAUCCUGUAAUAUAUAUUAUACAGUACCUCUGCCAUGCCUCUUGGACUUUUCAGAUUGUUAGACAAAAGUUGUUGUUUUUUUUGUUUUGUCUUUUAUAGUAAAGGUACUCUUACACUCUGCUACUAUCGCUAUGAAACUGUUUCAAAGUGUAACAGUUCCCCUUAAAUACUAUGCCCUUUGUAUUCUUGCUCUGGGAUCUAUCAAUAAAGCUUCCAGUAGAUUUCCCUGGGACUGCAUGUGUGCUACAGUUUUUUUUUAUUUUUUAUUGCUAUAUCACAAAACAAAGGAAAUACCUUGAUGUGUGGUUAUGAACAUAUGUUUUUUAUUUUUAUAAUCCAAGACAAAGCAAGAUUGUUAAAUGUCUUGGCCAGGGGUGUAAAAUUCAAUAUUGGCAGUAAAAGCUUGAGCAGCCUUGCUUGAUCUGCACCUCUUGGUAAUGAAGAAAUAGUGUGAGCGAGUAGAUUGCUUUGAAAUGAUUCAUGCAAACUGUCUGGAUGUCCACCUAUAUAGUCAUAAGCUUACUGUUCAAAUCUGUAGGGUAUAUGCACCAAUCUACCUAUUAUUCUAAACUCGUGUAAACUGGCAUACUUGCAAUGAGAACAAUCUCCUGUAGGAAUUGUAUCUCCAUUUUAUUCUGCUCUAAGCCUAUCAUCAAGGGGGCAGGGCUUAGUGUUGUCCUCUACUAUUCGUAUAGAAAGACCAGUGGGAGGCUAUUUCAGCUGUGCCAUAGAGCUACAUAUAAAGAUUGUCUAGGGACUACUUUUUUAUAUGUGAAAAUAUGCUGAUGCAGGGUCAAAAAAUAUAAAACGUGUUCCCACAUUUCCUGUCAUCUUUCCAAUGGUGCCCAGUCCCAUUGCACAGGACGUGCUGGUCUCGACACAAGUAAAUGCCUAGCUGUUCACAUACUGCAUCUGUGUCUGAAGAGCUGGCUCUUCCAUGCUGUGCAGCAGAGACAAUAAAGUGCGAGUUGCAGUUAGGGCUGAAACAACUAAUCGAUUUUAAAUAUAG